AAUUUUUUGCUUAAACAACUAAUAACAAUAUUGUUGACUAUAACAUUGUUUUCUCGCAAAAAAGAGCACAUUGAUUUACAAAUUUUAUCUAUAUAUCUGUUUUGAUGUAAGCUUGAUGUAAAAUUGUUAGAAAAGUUAAAAACAUGGACAAAUCAAUUGAUAACUUGAGCAACGCUGAAAGCGAAAUGACUUCGGCUACAGAUGACGAAUUGCAAAUUAUCAGCUCACGAGCGGCCGAAAUUCAACGACAGUUCAGAAGCGAACUCAAAUCACUAGACGAGAAACGAAAACACUCGCGGCGAAAGCCGAAACAAACCGAUGAGUUAAAUUCGUCAACUUCUUCAAUUUCAGAAAGCUCGUCUCGGCUGUUUCCUAAAAUGGAUAUCAUCCAAUCAGAUCUGAAUAGUUUGAACCAACUUCUAGCCAAUCGGAUUCAAGAAACAACGGCUGAAAGAGUAUCAUUCGCACGACCAAAGUCAGCUCUAAGCCAAUCAUAUCAUAGCAAAUACGAUCAAGUCAUAGAAAAUGAGGACAACGAGACAAUGACUGCUUUAGACGACGCGAUUCAGAAAUCUCUAGAACGAAUUAAGCGAAACAUGCGAAUCAAAGGUGACGAUGAUUUCACUGAAAGUUCGUCUACAAUUCUGGACAGAACAAAAACUCCAGUAAAUGAAAUUCUAAAACAACCAGCUGCUAACCAAGGUCAAGUGUCCAAUAAUAUAGGAGAUCAAAAUACUCAAAAUUUGACUUCGGAUCAAUUUGUGAGCGCUAUCAGAAAGGAAAAAGCUGAAUUUACUGAUAAUUUGGAACACGAAAACUUCAAACGAAGAGUGAAUUUGCUGAAAUAUGAAUUGGAAGCUGAACAAAAGUCUUCAAGUGCUAAAAUAACAGUUCUAAGCGAAGAGCUUAAAACCAACAAAGGUCUUCUUGAUCAGUCUUCACGAAAGAUAUAUGAGCUCGAGCAAGAAUUAUCGGCUCUUAAUGAGCGUUUGGAAGUCGAAAUUGGGAAAAAUUUUGAGCUGAAUCAAACUCUCAAAAACAAAGUAGGGUACUUAGUCAACGAAAUUGAUAACUUCAAAGUAUUCGAACGAGAUGUCGAGAAAAAGUUGGAAGAAAAAUCAAAGAAAAUUGACGAAUUGAACGAGGAAAAUCGUCAAAAACACGAAGAAAACGAAAGCUUGAAGGAAGCGUAUGCUAAACAACUUUCGAGUUUGAAAGACGACUUAGCUGCUGCGAGGUCGAAAUUUGAACGAAACGUGAACAAUUUAUCCGAACAAAACCGAGUCGAGCGGGAAAAUUUAAUUGCAAACCUGAACAAGCGACACGACACGACUAUCAAACUUUUACGUAACAAAAUGGAAGACGAGAAAGAAAUUCUCGAUGACGAGAUUAAAAAUCUAAAAAUGAAAUUGAAAGAACGAGACCAAGAACACGACAGUGAGUUACGUAAGCAGAAAAACGACUUCGACGACAAAAUUGAAGCUCGGUUAACUCACGAGCGAUCUUUAACCGACUCGGAAAAAGAAGAAGCCUUGCGCCGACAGCAAAUGAAAUACGAAGCCGAGUUGGAUUCGCUUCGCAAACGACUGAAUGACGACAUAGACGCCGAAAAACGACGAGGCAUGGAGUCGGAUCGGAUCGCGGAGUCGUUGAGAGCCGAGUUGGCUUCGGCUAAGGAGGACAUCGCCAACCUGCAACGGGAGUCUGUGGAAGCCAUUAAGGAAACGCAGCGUGCGUGUGAGGCUGCGAGUGACAUGAAGAUAUCCCAGCUGAAGGAGGAGUGGGACGAGGAGAGGGUGGGGGAGGGGGAGAGAGUGAGGGGGGAGAUGCAGGGGGUGAUCAAGGACAAACAGACAGCCGAUCUGGAUGUGGAAAGACUCACUAAUAAGGUGGCCGAGUUGGAGUCGAACAAGAUGCGUGAACAGAAGAGAGUGUUGGGCCGGAUCAACAAAGCCAUCUUCGACAUCUCAGCCAGCAUCGGCAUCCAGCCCAGACAAGUAUUCCUAGGAGCAGGAGUUGGGGGAGACAUGAGUACCAGUCAACAGGGCAAUGACAGCACCAGUAUCCUCGGGGGAGGGGGAGCAAUGAGUUAUGAUCUGCUCGUAAAGAGCGGACUUGACAACUUGAGCGCGACUGCGGUCGAGGUGGUGAAACACAGUAAGGACCACGAGUACAAAUUGCAGCAGAUCAGAGAACAACUAGCCAGUUAUCAGGCACAGAGAGACAUGGAGGUGGCAGACACUAAGAACCACCUGGAAAAGGAGACUGAUCGCAUGAUUGAGUUUGCGAAAGAGAGACUGUACCAGAAGUACAUCAGAGAUCUGGAUGAGUUGCGAAAUGAAAUCAGAAGAGACAAUGACAUCGAGAGUGCACUGAGGAAGACUGUGGACAGACAGCACACUGCCCUAAAGAGCAUGAUGCACGCAGGCGCGCACAAACGAAAGCCGAUUGGCUCGUCUUUAGAGGGCGACGAAAGUACAGACACAGUGGAGAGAAACAGACGAAACAUAAGGAGGCUGCACAGUUUGAACACGAAAAUAACUGACAUGGCACAGCACUGAAAGUUGCACUUCAGCUUAAACGAAAAAAGAAGAGAAUGAAUGAUUUCAAUAUUGAGUUAUAAGAAUCAAAUCAUUCACGUUGAAUGUUCAUUAAUAAUUUCGUACUUUAAAAUGCAUACUCACCAAAUUAAGUACAAACUCAAUAGUUAAUUAAUGCUUUUUAAAUCAAAAGUGAAACCCUU
Messenger RNA from Symsagittifera roscoffensis, 2743 nucleotides. RefSeq names its product meiosis-specific nuclear structural protein 1-like. The transcript is spliced from 7 exons. Bases 144 to 2561 code for a protein of 805 amino acids. The record is from RefSeq and is a predicted model, not a curated record. Lineage: Eukaryota; Metazoa; Xenacoelomorpha; Acoela; Convolutidae.